This is a messenger RNA of Bufo gargarizans (Asiatic toad), 2495 nucleotides long. RefSeq names its product sec1 family domain containing 1 (gene SCFD1). The record is from RefSeq and is a predicted model, not a curated record. The transcript is spliced from 25 exons. The coding region runs from base 55 to 1953 and encodes 632 amino acids. Gene Ontology annotation, molecular function: syntaxin binding. Gene Ontology annotation, biological process: intracellular protein transport; endoplasmic reticulum to Golgi vesicle-mediated transport. NCBI's taxonomy places the organism in Eukaryota, Metazoa, Chordata, Amphibia, Anura, Bufonidae. Gene Ontology annotation, cellular component: cytosol; Golgi membrane.
UGCCACGUCACCAGCGCCGGCGUCACGUCGAGAGGCGGAGGAACAGAAAGUAAGAUGGCGGCCUCUAUCCGGGAGAAGCAGACGGUUGCUUUAAGGCGGAUGCUGAAUUUUAAUGUUCCUCUUGUGAAGAGCACAACGGGAGAGCCAGUAUGGAAGGUUCUGAUUUACGAUCGGUUUGGCCAAGACAUCAUCUCACCUUUGCUGUCUGUGAAGGAGCUGCGAGACAUGGGAGUUACGUUACACCUUCUCCUGCACUCUGACCGUGAUGCCAUCCCAGAUGUUCCUGCUAUUUAUUUUGUGAUGCCUACAGAGGAAAAUGUGGACAGAAUUUGUCAGGAUCUAAGGACACAAUUAUAUGAGUCUUACUAUUUAAAUUUUAUUUCUGCAAUAUCCCGAAGUAAACUAGAAGACAUUGCGAGUGCAGCACUUACUGCCAACACAGUAGCUCAUGUCUCAAAGGUUUUUGAUCAGUACUUGAAUUUUAUUACAUUAGAGGAUGACAUGAUUGUGCUGUGCAACCAGAAUAAGGAGCUUGUUUCUUAUAGAGCGUUGAACAGACCAGACAUCACAGACACAGAGAUGGAAACAAUCAUGGAUACUAUUGUGGACAGUCUGUUCUGUUUCUUCGUCACAUUAGGGGCAGUACCCAUCAUCAGAUGUCCAAGGGGCAAUGCUGCAGAGAUGGUUGCAGUGAAACUGGAUAAGAAGUUGCGUGAAAAUCUUCGAGAUGCCAGAAACAGUCUUUUUACUGGAGAUAACCUCGGGACAGGACAGUUUAGCUUCCAGAGACCUUUGUUAGUUCUUGUGGAUAGAAACAUAGACCUUGCCACUCCUCUUCACCACACGUGGACAUAUCAGGCCCUGGUGCAUGAUGUUCUGGACUUUCAUUUAAACAGAGUAAAUCUGGAGGAGUCUGCAGCGGUGGAAAGCAGCCCUUCUGGGGCCCGACCUAAGAAGAAAAACAAGAAGUCCUAUGAUUUAACAGUGGCUGAUAGAUUCUGGCAAAAACACAAAGGCAGCCCCUUUCCUGAAGUUGCUGAAUCAGUGCAGCAAGAGCUGGAAUCUUACCGUAACCAAGAGGAUGAAGUAAAAAGACUGAAAACCAUAAUGGGCUUGGAAGGUGAAGAUGAAGGUGCUAUCAGUAUGUUGUCAGACAACACGGCAAAACUUACAUCUGCUGUCAGCUCUCUUCCAGAGCUUCUAGAGAAGAAGAGGCUCAUAGAUCUACAUACUAAUGUGGCCACUGCAGUUUUGGAGCAUAUCAAGGCUCGUAAGUUGGAUGUGUAUUUUGAAUAUGAAGAGAAGUUAAUGAGCAAAUCUACUUUGGAUAAGUCUCUUCUGGACAUCAUAUCUGACCCUGAUGCUGGGACGCCAGAAGACAAGAUGCGGUUGUUUCUGAUCUAUUACAUCACGUCUGCGCAUCCCCCGUCAGAGACCGACUUGGAUCAGUAUAAGAAUGCUCUAGAGGAUGCUGGUUGUAGCUUGACACCUCUAAACUACAUCAAACAAUGGAAGGCUUUCACCAAGAUGGCAGCAGCACCAACAAACUAUGGGAUUGGGGCUACCAAAUCCAAAGGACUGCUCUCCAGAGUCAUGAAUACCGGGUCACAGUUUGUCAUGGAGGGGGUGAAAAACUUUGUUCUAAAGCAGCAGAACCUGCCAGUCACUCGGGUCCUUGAUAGCCUAUUGGAAGUGAAGUCCAAUCCGGAGACGGAUGAUUACAGAUACUUUGACCCCAAGAUGUUACGCGGAAAUGACAGUUCUAUACCAAGGAACAAAAAUCCCUUUCAGGAGGCCAUUGUGUUUGUUGUAGGAGGAGGGAACUACAUUGAGUAUCAGAAUCUUGUGGAUUACAUGAAGACUAAACAAGGAAAGCACAUUCUCUAUGGCUGCACCGAACUGUUUAAUGCUGCACAAUUUGUUAAGCAGUUGUCUCAACUUGGACAGAAGUAAAAGGGGCCAAUGACUACAUUACUGUCCUGUCUGGUGUCUGUGAGCUGAUCUCCAGAGGCUGAAAGAUCGGGCCCAUACCUUUCAUAUUGGUCCAUUAACCCAUGAUACCAGGUCCUGCAGGUGUGGAAGAACAAGGAAUCUACAUCCCAGAGAGAUCUGUUGUAUUCUGCACAAAGGACUUGCUGGCUUUUCUACCAACUCUACCAACUUUAUUUAAAUAUGCAGGAGGUACCCAGCCUCUGUAACUAGGCAUUAACACAAUCUCCGUCAACAGACAUCACUUACAAAUAACCAGAUAUUGCAUAAUUUUAUAAAGCAUAAUGUAUGUUAGGCGUUCGUAUAUUUACCUACAAUAGGAUGAAAAGCCUGAGGAGAGGAAGGCAAAUGAAAUGGCCACUUUGGGACCACGUUACCCAAAGCGGAUAGAAAGAAAGAAGACCUUAAGAACUCCUAUAAAAUCUGAAUGACAUCUUUGGUUUUUGCCUUUUUUUAUUUUUUGUUAUACCGUACCCCCUAGUAAGAAUAAACCAAAAUCUCUGAAA